CGUACUGCUGUGUCUGCUGCCUGUAGCUCUCAGUGUAACUCCUGGUUAUUCCUGGAAUCCACCAGACUACACACAAAGCAGGAAAGACAGCUAUCUAAAGUGUUACGACCAGGCGUCUUGUGGCUGUUGUCUGAUGCAGAGACAAAUGAACAGGACGGAGACGUACUUUAACAAGAGCGUGGAAGGAAUGCACAGGUUGCUUAGUGAAUCCAAGAAGAAACUCACUGACAUGAGAGCCAGUCGCAGUGCCUUCUCUGUGGCUCUGAACAAUGACAGCGCUUUGACCUGCUUCGGUCCUUUCAAUGAAGACAGGCUCAUCGUCUACAAACACGUCUUCCUCAACCUGGGAGGCGGCUACAUGGUGAGCACAGGCGUGUUCACUGCUCCCCUAUCUGGUGUCUACAGCUUCGCCCUCACCAUCUACGGUAAAGCUCCCAACAACAACACCUUGGCCGUCUGCGCCAGCCUGCGAGUUAAUGGCACAGUGGUGACAGGACCCACUGAAAAAGGCAUGUAUGACCGAGAGGACAGCGCCACCACCGUCGUGGCCGUUAAGCUGAAGGCUGGGGACGAGGUGGACGUCGUCCUGCCUGCAGGGUGUUUCGUCUGCGACAACAGCAGCCACUUUAAUACUUUCACCGGCUUCCUGCUGUAUGCUACUGAUCACAAACACCACACCGCUGUGGCAUAACUGCUCUGUGCUUUGUACUAUCUUCUGCCUUUUUUGAAAAGAUUUAAGUCUGUUCGAUGAAAUCUUUCCGUGGCAGCAUCAGUGGCUUUAGCUCAUGAUCCGUUGUACUCCCAUAGUUUAUUCUUCCCAGUAGUGAUUGAGAUUCAGUUUUGAGGAAUCAUUUGUAAUGCAUCUUCUCUGAAUUCAGCUGGUACAUUUUGUGAGCUUUCUGUCUUUUGUGUUUAAUUUUCUUGACUGUGUCAGUUGCUGACUAACAAAAUAAAUGAUGUGAUCACUUCAGCCUACCGACAAAAUAAACUAGAUUCUUAAUCAAACA
Messenger RNA from Acanthochromis polyacanthus (spiny chromis), 1007 nucleotides. RefSeq names its product complement C1q-like protein 4. Gene Ontology annotation, molecular function: protein binding. The coding region runs from base 134 to 691 and encodes 185 amino acids. NCBI's taxonomy places the organism in Eukaryota, Metazoa, Chordata, Actinopteri, Pomacentridae. The transcript has 3 exons. The record is from RefSeq and is a predicted model, not a curated record.